UAAAGAUACGCGCGAAUUCAAAAACUGUAGAGUGGUUGUUUGAAAUGAAGCUAAAUAAGCCAAAAAUGUUAAAGUUUUGUACUUAGCUAGCAUAGGGGACUAUAAAACAAUCUUUUUUGAUAUACUCAUCAUAACGGGACACUAUAAAAGCCCAAAGACGUAUAAUCGAUAACUAAAUUUAUGACCAUUAUAAAUAACGUAAACAUAAAAUAGGAUACAAUAUAAAAUGAAAAUAACUUUACGAUGGAAGGCAAUAAAGAGGAUAGCAUAACUACAUGAGUUUACAUACACCGACUGUACCAGGCAACCGCAUCAGUUAACCCUUCGGUCGAUUAUUGUUGGACGGCCCCUCCGACUUUCAGCGUGCUCUCUUAUUUAUACUUCUGUCUAUAAAUGUCUGGCGAGUCUUGGCUGGCACGAGAGGAUAUUAAGGACGUUGGUGUGCUUAUUCAUAUCGCCAGGCUAGCAGAACAUUCCGAGCGAUUUACUGACAUGGUUGCUGCCAUGAAGAAAGUCAUCGAACUAAAGAAGCCACUUGGAAACGAAGACAGGAAUCUCUUCUCAGUGGCAUACAAAAAUGUUGUUGGUGCCCAUCGAGCGGCUUGGCGCGUAGUUUCCGGCAUGAAAUCUAAGGAUGAUGAUGAUAAGUCUCCAGCCAACGAGUUGCGUCGCAAAAUCGUCUGCGAACUUGAGGAGGUUUGCUCUGAAGUCCUGGACAUGUUAGAUAACCACUUAAUUCCGAAUGAAACUAGUGAUGAUGGUUUGGUGUUUUAUUACAAAAUGAAAGGGGAUUACUUACGUUAUCGCACUGAAGUACAGGAUGGCCCUAAACGAAACGAGUCAGCAGCGGCGGCUCAUCAAGCAUAUAAAGACGCCACGGAGAAAGCUGAGGCUACACUAAGUGUUACACAUCCUAUUCGACUAGGCUUGGCGUUGAAUUACUCUGUGUUCUACUACGAAAUCCUUAAUUCCCCCAACGAGGCCUGCGAACUCGCACAGUCUGCGUUCGAUAAAGCCAUUAACCGGCUCGACCAAAUACAAGGCGAAUCUUAUCAAGACAGCACUCUUAUCAUGCAACUUCUUCGAGAUAAUCUGACACUAUGGACACCUGAACGGGACGCCAACCAGUAAUUCUGAACUAAACGAACUUGAGCUGCUGCCUUGUGAACUGACUAAGUUCAUGGUUUCCUUUCCUUCCAUUAUAACCGUAACGAAACACUGUCUUCUGUCCCCGACGGAGCUCUCGGAUUACCGUUAAUUGACGUGCGCAAACUGCCUCACUGAAUCCAAUGUACAGCUGCUCCUGGUGCUUUGAUGAUAAACUCAUCUAGAUUCAACCAGCUAGUCAAUAUAGUGUGUCAAGUUGGCUC
Messenger RNA from Dicrocoelium dendriticum, 1370 nucleotides. Lineage: Eukaryota; Metazoa; Platyhelminthes; Trematoda; Plagiorchiida; Dicrocoeliidae. The record is from the annotation of a GenBank genome assembly.